Molecule: messenger RNA, 972 nt
Organism: Rotaria socialis
Lineage: Eukaryota; Metazoa; Rotifera; Eurotatoria; Philodinida; Philodinidae
Source: the annotation of a GenBank genome assembly
AUGUCUCUCGCUGAACAACUUUCUGAGAUGGGUUUUGAAAAAAACCAAAUUGAUAGCGCUGUAAAUAUAGGAAAGGCUGCAAAUAUGGAACAAGCAAUUGAUUGGAUAACAACACAUAAUAAUGAAAUUACACCAGGCGCUACAGCUAGUUCUGAGCCAGUUCUUACUUUGAGUUCUAGUGAUUCAGCAACCGCAACCGCAACCGGAGCAGCAACUGCUAAUGCUCAAGUCGAAGCAAAUUCACUGAAAUGUGAUGAAUGUGGUAAAUUAUUGAAAGAUGCUGAUGCAGCAACAGCUCAUGCGAUGAAAACAAAUCAUUCGAGUUUUUCUGAAUGUACACAAAUGAUAAAACCAUUAACAAAUGAAGAAAGAGAAGAAAUGAAGAAAAAAAUUCAAGAACGUAUUGUUGCUCGUCGUAAGGAACAACAGAUGGCUGAUGAAAAAAAAGCAAUUGAUAUGGAAAAGAAACGUAUUUCUGACGGAAAAACUUUAUUAGAAAUCAAGCAAAAACGAGAAGAAGAUGAAAUGAAGAAAAUUGCUGAAGCUAAUCGUCGUGAAAAGCUUGAAACACAAUUGGCUAAACAACGUGCUAUUGAAAAAAUUGAAGCUGAUAAACGUGCUCGACGUGAAAAAGCAGCUGCAGAAAAAAGUGGAGGAGUUGUUGGAGAUGUUCCAGCAGCAAAACCUCAAGUUGCUACUGUGCCACAACCGACACGACAAUACGAUGAAUGUAAUCUUCAAAUUCGUUUAUCUGAUGGGUCGACAGUACGACAUACCUUUAAAGCAGCUGAUCGAUUCGAAAAAGUUAUUGAAUGGAUACAUCAAACACACCAUACUAAUCCAUUUGUUCUUGUACAAAACUAUCCGAAAAAAGAAUUUAAUGAAAGCGACAAUUAUAAAUCCUUAACUGAACUGGGUCUUGUCCCGUCGGGAUCGCUUAUGAUGAAAUCACUUGCGCAUUUCCAGACAUAA